This is a messenger RNA of Drosophila virilis, 1079 nucleotides long. It is a transcript of the gene or, whose product is annotated as AP-3 complex subunit sigma-2 or. NCBI's taxonomy places the organism in Eukaryota, Metazoa, Arthropoda, Insecta, Diptera, Drosophilidae. Gene Ontology annotation, cellular component: intracellular membrane-bounded organelle; membrane coat; AP-3 adaptor complex. The record is from RefSeq and is a predicted model, not a curated record. Gene Ontology annotation, biological process: Golgi to vacuole transport; intracellular protein transport.
UAUAUGUGUAUACAUAUAUAUAUAUGUACCUUGAAUAUUCCCAAUAUUGGUUUUAGAAAUUAAAAAUGAUAAAAGCUAUACUAGUAUUUAACAAUCAUGGGAAGCCUCGGUUAUCCAAAUUUUAUCAAUAUUUUGAUGAGAACCUUCAGCAACAAAUCAUUAAAGAGACGUUCCAAUUAGUUUCAAAGCGUGACGAUAACGUUUGCAAUUUUCUGGAAGGCGGCAGCUUGAUAGGCGGCUCAGAUUACAAGCUAAUAUACCGCCAUUAUGCAACACUGUACUUUGUAUUUUGUGUUGACUCCUCGGAGAGUGAGCUUGGUAUACUUGAUUUGAUACAAGUAUUCGUGGAAACCUUGGAUAAGUGUUUCGAAAAUGUGUGUGAACUGGAUUUAAUAUUUCAUGCUGAUGCCGUUCAUCAUAUUCUAUCAGAGCUGGUUAUGGGCGGAAUGGUACUGCAAACUAACAUGAACGAUAUAAUAACCAGGAUUGAAGACCAAAAUAGGUUGAUUAAACAGGAAUCAGGAAUAUCUGCAGCACCAGCUCGUGCUGUAAGCGUUGUAAAAAGCAUGAACAUUCCACAACAAAUUAAGGACAUGAAACUGCCAGACUUACCACAGGCUAUAAAGGACCUAAAAUUUUGAUAUGAUUAAUAAACACAUAUGGUCCGAUCUCCGCUACAACUGUUGUUAUCAAAUAGGUAAUUUUAAGUACUAAAGCUAGUAUCUAAAUUUAAUAUUGUACAUGUAAAAUUGAGUAAAACACUAACUUUUUAAAAUGUUUAAAUUUUAAUAUUUAACAUAUUUAUGUAUUGUUAUUCCAUUUAAAUUAAUGUUAAUGAAUGGCCUUGAUGAAUGUUAAUAUAUCCAGCCUUGGAUAUAGUAGACUUAUGGAACAUAAAACGCCUUGAUGUCGAGCCAGUUGGGGUGCGAGUGUGAAUUGAUGCUACCAGCUACCAGACCAGCCCAAUCGACUUUUUGACGUCGUUUCCAUUAUUUAAGAAAUGAAACACAAUUUUCCAUUUCGUAGUCUUCGAUAAAUUUUGCAAAUUAAAUUUAAAAUACUAAUUCAGUCAUAACCGC